Molecule: messenger RNA, 5163 nt
Organism: Malania oleifera
Lineage: Eukaryota; Viridiplantae; Streptophyta; Magnoliopsida; Santalales; Ximeniaceae
Exons: 8
Coding region: 407-4378 (1323 amino acids)
Biological process (GO): negative regulation of DNA-templated transcription
Molecular function (GO): transcription corepressor activity
Source: RefSeq, a predicted model, not a curated record
GAACAUUACAAUUCAACUCACAAUCUCUCUCUCUCUCUCUCUCUCUCCCCCUCUACCUCCCUGUCUCGCCGUACGGGAGCUGUUUGAUCCUCGUUCGCAGCUGUUCGGAUUCUUCGCCGGAAAUUGUAUCUGUGGUUGCGAGCACCUUGCGUGUUGAGCGCCGGCGACGGAUUCGGGGAGCUUCCGGGUGAAGGUAAGAAUCUGCGAAUCUCGCUGCAAAUUUUGGGUCUUUCGAUUUUCGUACGGUUUGGUUCGUUCUGUUUCAGAUCUGGUGAUGCUUGGUUUGGUAUUCGUAUUGAUGGAGGAAGGGACGGGGUUUUUGGUGAGUUUGGCGAUGAAUUGAGGUGAGUUUUGAAUUGAAUUUGACGGAUAUGUUUGAAAUUUAGGGUUUUUUGGUUUAUUGAAUAUGGAGGAGGGCGCGAGAUCUUGUGAACGUUCGGGGACCGUAGUGAAGAGUAGGAACUCCUCUGGAUGUUUAAUUGUUAGGAAGAAAGGGGAUGGGGUGAGUGGGAUUGGUUCUUCGGGGUCCAGGAAGGUUUUUGAAUCGAAGAAAGAGAAGAAGAGGCCUAGAUUGAUUCCCAGUGAUUCAGGAUCGAGUGACGAGCUUCUUUUGGAGCCUUUCCGUGGAAGCAUUGGUCACGGAGUGAAUCAAGUACAUAAUGGUUCAAUUGGUUUUGAUAAGGGUCUUAUAGAGGAGAGUAAAAUUGGUCGGAAGAGGAACAGGUUGGAGCAUGUUAAGCGGAAUAGGGUAGUUUGUGGGAAUGAUGAGGGUGGGAUGGAAACUAAGAGAAGUAAGUUAGAUGUGUUUGAGUUUAACGAGUAUGAUGGAAAUGAGAUGAUGGAUGAAGACUUGGAUGAGGAUGAACUCGAUGGGAGAAGGUUUUUGGGUUCAAAAUCAAUGGCAAGAAGUGGUGCCCUGCGGGCAUUUGAGACUGGUUCUAGUAGACAUGCUGGAGUUGACAGGAAAAAGCAUUCCUUUUUUGACAGUGGUGACAGCUUAUCUGGUGAAAGGAAUAGGGGAGCUGAGUAUUCUAAUAAGAAUAGGUUUGAGAUGAAGAGGGAUGGGGCUGCUCGGCUUCCAGAUUCAUUGAUAAGAGAGAAGUUGAGGGUUCCUUCAGAUGAAGCAAUUAGGCUGCAGGGAAAGAAUGGUGUUUUGAAGGUGAUGGUAAAUAAAAAGAAUAAUGUGGGUGGAUCCACGAAAAGUUAUGAUCGCCGGAAAGUUGAAGAAAACAGAAAAGAUUCUAGCUUGGGUGAUACUGCCAAAGGUGGUUUAUUGAUUCAUCCUUCGUCUUACUCAGAACCAAAGCUUCUCGAGAAACCCGGCUCUGCCAUUAGGACUGAGAAAGGUCAGUUGAAUGUUCGAAAAUCAUUGCCAAGUAAGAAAAGUAAGGCAGGUGAUUCUGAUUCAGAUGACAGUGAUGCAUCAUUGAGGUUGGCAUCAGACAAUGUGGGAACCACCAGUGUUUCUACGGCAAGGGCAAGGUAUGGGGGAGGAAGAACACAUCAAACUGCAAAGCUUUCUCCACCAAGAUGCAAGGAAGGAAAAGUUAGGCGUGGCAGCGGCACAGAGAAGCAAUUGCUACGAGAGCGUAUAAGGAAGAUGCUUAUUAAUGCAGGCUGGACAAUUGAUUAUAGACCUAGAAGGAACAGAGACUAUUUAGAUGCAGUCUACAUUAAUCCCACAGGAACAGCUUAUUGGUCCAUCAUCAAGGCUUAUGAUGCACUUCAAAAACAAUUAGAUUUUGAGGACAAUAGCUUCAAACCUAGUGGGGACUCUUCUCCAUUCACUCCAAUAUCAGAGGAGGUACUCAGUAAAUUAACUAGGCAAACCCGGAAGAAAAUAGAGAAAGAAAUGAAAAAGAAGCAAAGAGAAGGUGGUUGGAGUGAGAAUGCAAAAGGAGUGGCUGUGAGAAAUUCUGCAACUACCAAGAAACAUACAGAGAGCAGUGACAGUGGUGGCCACGAAGAGAAAUUGAGUUCCUUCAUAAGGCACAAUGGCCGGUCACUGAAGGGUAGACCACAUGAAAUAGAUUAUGUGAAUGUGAGUAAUUCAACCAGUAGCACAUACAAGGGAGCAACCAAGCACGAUAGGAUUGAAAGACUUUCCUCUGCAUCCAAUUCUCGUGUGCUUUUAGGAAGGAAAAGUCGAAAAAUUGGCAGAUGUACUUUGUUGGUACGCAGUUCUGGUAAGGGUCAGCAUUUGGAAACUGAUGGCUUUGUUCCGUAUACAGGGAAGCGAACCCUGCUGUCCUGGAUGAUUGACUCUGGAACUGUGCAAUUGAGUGAAAAAGUACAGUAUAUGAAUCGCAGACGCACACGAAUAAUGUUGGAGGGCUGGAUCACAAGAGAUGGCAUUCAUUGUGGUUGCUGCAGUAAAAUUCUCACAGUCUCCAAGUUUGAGAUUCAUGCUGGAAGCAAAUUGCGUCAGCCAUUCCAAAAUAUAUUUUUGGAAUCUGGAGAUUCCCUUCUGCAAUGCCAGCUAGAAGCAUGGAACCGGCAAGAGGAGUCUGAACGUUGCGGUUUCCACCAUGUAGACACUGAUGGCGAUGAUCCAAAUGAUGAUACCUGUGGCAUCUGUGCAGAUGGUGGUGAUUUGAUCUGUUGUGAUGGUUGUCCAUCAACAUUUCAUCUGAGCUGCUUACACAUACAGAUGCCUUCCCCUGGUGAUUGGCACUGUCCAAAUUGUUCAUGUAAAUUUUGUGGAGUGCUGGAUGGGAAUUUUUCUCAAGGAAAUGAUAUUACUGUAGGUGCACUGCUAAGGUGCAGUCUAUGUCAGAAAAAAUAUCAUGAAUCAUGCAUUCCAGAGAAUGAUGCUGUACCAAUGGGUUCCAGUACUCUACCAACUUCUUUCUGCGGGAAGAACUGUAGAGAGCUUUAUGAGCGUUUACAGAAGUUCCUUGGUGUUAAGCAUGAACUUGAAGCAGGAUUUACAUGGUCCCUUAUUCAUCGAACAGAUCCAGACUCAGAUACAUCUCUCAGAGGCUUUCCUCAAAGGGUAGAGUGCAACUCUAAGCUGGCUGUUGCACUGAGUAUUAUGGAUGAAUGUUUUUUGCCUAUUUUUGACCGUAGGAGUGGAAUCAAUUUGAUUCAUAAUGUUCUUUAUAAUUGCGGAUCAAACUUCAGCCGGUUGGACUAUAGUGGCUUCUACACAGCCAUUUUGGAGAAGGGUGAUGAAAUAAUCUCUGCUGCAUCUAUCAGGAUCCAUGGGACACAACUAGCAGAAAUGCCUUUCAUUGGAACCCGCCAUAUCUAUAGGCGCCAGGGGAUGUGUCGUCGGCUUUUUUGUGCCAUUGAACCGGCUCUCAGUUCUCUUAAAGUUAAGAGACUGAUUAUACCUGCCAUAUCCGAUCUCAUGCACACAUGGACUGGAGUUUUUGGUUUCAAUCCUCUUGAAGAAUCGCAUAAGCAAGAAAUGAGGUCCUUGAACAUGUUAGCCUUCCCUGGUAUGGAUAUGUUACAAAAACAAUUAUUGGAGCAAGAGACUACCGAGGCAAACAUAACUGCAAGCACAGGUGCAAGGACCAUUGGAUUUAAAGGCAACUACUGUAGUGCGAAUGAUUUAGUAACGAAAUCUGAUAUGGAUUCCUCUGUGGAGCAUGACCUCCAUGUUUGCAAUGAUGCCAAGUUGCAUGAUACUGAUUGGAUAAAUGACAAAGGUGGGACUGCUGACUCUGUGACCGAUUUAGCUACUAAAUCAGAUUUGGAUUCUUCUGUGGGGCAUGAUCUCCAUGUUUGCAAUGAUGAUGACGUGCAUGAUGCAGAUGCAAUAAAUGACAAAGUUGCUGCCACUGAUUCUGCUAUUGAUGUAGCAACUAAAUCUGAUGUGGAGUCCUCUGCAUGCCUCCACGGAGGCAAUGGCAUGCUUGGUGUAGAUGGGAUGAAUGACAAAGUUGCUGGUGCUGAUUCCACGACUGCUUUAGCCACUAAAUCUGUUGUGGAUACAUCUGUGGCGAAUGGUCUCCAUUUGUGCAGUGAUAAUGGCAUACUUGAUUCUGAUGGGAUAAACCACAAAGCUGCUGCAGCUGAUUCUGGUUUGUUGGCUGUGGAUCUUCCCUCAAAUGAUAUAUCCCCGAUGAGUUGUUCUUCAGAUGCGCCUUGGGAUAACUUCCAAGUCCUUGCUGAAGGGAAUGUAUGUUCUAGUUCUCAGUUAAGGGAUAAGUUUGCUGAAUCUGUUUCUGUAGGAAAGCCUUUCCUUCCCUCUGAUGUGGAUGACAAUGUUCUUGAGAUGGAAAAACAUGCACCAGAUUCUACCAUUAAACACACUAUCCGGUCUUCUGCAGUAGUUGAAGCUGGUGCUCCAGAAGGAAACAUUGAAGCUGCUAGUGUCGAAAUCACCCGGGAUUCUCCAGGUGAAACUUAUGCAGAGAAUCUUAUUUAAUAUUCUGCUGAUGAAAUAAAUGAAAACCAGAACGCCACUUCUGUUUCUACUUUUCAUAGCACAAAUUAAAGUAUGAUGCAAUUUAUAACUCUGAUUUGCAUCGCCAGAAUGUGUUUGAGAUGAAAAGCAAAUCCCAUGUGCCUUCACAAGCUUCUGAUGGAACAAAUUGUCAAGAAAGUGCCUUACAUGCAUGUGCUGCAAGCUCAGGGACUGAUGCAUGUGUAAUGAAGACUGAAGCCACUGCUUCUGUUUGACAUUUCAACAUUCGUGCUGACAGCUUCAUAACCUCUCUACUCACAUCAUUACACUGCCGGAAUGAUGCUUUCAUAAUUGGUUUGAUGGUUCUGAGAAGGUUGGGUGCCAUUAUUGAACUGGCACCGACAAUUGCUUAUGAUUCAUAGGAAAGCAGUCAUCAAUGCACCAUUUGAGUAUGAUUUUCAGGGUUCCAGCCCUUGCUUCUUGCAAUAUAUUUUAUUUGUUCCUCAAGGUUAUAUGAACAUGCCCUGAAUUGAAUGACUUGAGACCACUCAGUGAAGCGAAGGUGCUGUUGUGUAACAUAACCUCCCCAGCUUGUGCAGCGGGUGUUGUUGAAAUGUGCUGAAUCAAAUCACUGAAUCUCUCUCGAGCAGCUUCUCCCAAUGUGUAUAUAUAUACAUCAAGGUCUGCCAGCCAGGCACGCAGGUUCUGAGUUUGAUUCCGAGUCCUGUAAUUCAUUUGUUGUUAUACAGUGUGAGCUAUGGUCUAUUCUCAAGGGGAUGAAUUGAAUAUUUAAAAAAUUUAGUUCA